Molecule: messenger RNA, 1239 nt
Organism: Ilyonectria robusta
Lineage: Eukaryota; Fungi; Ascomycota; Sordariomycetes; Hypocreales; Nectriaceae
Product: pectin lyase fold/virulence factor
Exons: 5
Coding region: 1-1239 (412 amino acids)
Molecular function (GO): pectate lyase activity
Source: RefSeq, a predicted model, not a curated record
AUGCACCGCUACACUCUCCUUGCUUUGCUCCCAGCGGUGCUGGGUUGCGCAAACCCCCUGACCAACGAAUGUGCCUCGUACAUGGUCAACAACGCCGCCGAGGCGUCGGCCUUCUGUGCCACCUUCACCCAGAGCGUCGUGACUGCCACGGCCGAUCUUCCUUCGUGGGCCAGCGCUUGCGCCUACAAGCCCAAGCACAUCUCCAAGGAGUGUGCGUGCCACUUCACCGCUGGCAGCGAGGGCGGCGCCGCUGCUACGACUCCCAGCUUUGAGGAGCCUGUUCAGACCGGUGCUGCUACUACUCCUGCCGCGGAGCCUGCUUCCUCUGGCAGUGGAUCUGGCAGCGAUGGCUCGACUUGCGGAUCUGCUGCCGAAGAUGCCCUCGUCGGAUACGGCGAUGGUACCACCGGUGGUGGCAGCGGAAGCGGCACCACUGUGACUUCUUGCUCUGAGCUUUCGUCAGCCAUUGCCGCUGGUGGUGUCAUCACCAUCUCUGGCAUCCUGUCUGGCUGUGAUAUUCUCGAGCUUGCCAGCGACACCACCAUCAUUGGUUCUGGCGCCGACUCUGGUCUCACUGGUGGUGGCUUCCGCCUCAAGGCAGUCGAGAACGUCAUCAUCCGCAACCUCAAGAUGAACGACCCCCCUGAGGGCAAGGACCUCAUCGACAUUGAGGGCUCCACCUAUAUCUGGGUCGACCACUGUGACCUCUCCGCCGAGGGCAUCACCGGUGACAAGGACUUCUACGACGGUCUCCUCGAUAUCAAGCGCGCCUCCGACUUCGUCACCAUCAGCUGGACCAAGUUCUCCGAUCACUGGAAGGCCAGCCUGAUCGGCCACUCUGACAGCAACGGCGACCAGGACACUGGCACCCUUCACGUCACCUACCACCACAACUACUGGACCAACAUCAACAGCCGUUGCCCGUCUGUGCGCUUCGGAACUGCUCACAUCUACAGCAGCUGCUACGAGGACAUCCCCACCUCGGGCAUCAACUCGCGCAUGGGCGCUCAGGUGCUCGUGGAGCAGACCUCGUUUAGCGCCGUCAAGAACGCCAUCAUCACCAACCUCGACAGUGAUGAGGAUGGUUUUGCGUUCGAGCGCAACAACCUGUACACCGAUAGCGAGAUCACCAUCACCCAGGAGCAGGAGUUUACUCCUCCCUACGACUACACUACCGACCCUGCCUCUUGCAUCUGCGAUCUGGUCAAGUCCAAGGCCGGCACUGGUGUCAUUGCUUAA